UCUCUCCUCUGUUCAGUAUACUCAGAACAUCAGUUGUUGUACGGUUGUAUUUUUUCGCGAUUGGAUUAAAAAAUUCAUUUACUAAAUUUUUUUUUUUCAAAGUAUUUAUGUUUUAUUUAUUAAACCAACCCUAAAUUCACGCAUUCUCUAUAAUAGAGUCAAUCAUCCCCUUCUUAAAAAAGGGGGAAAAUGUGCGCAUGACCUGAAAUUAUUUUCUGUCUAACGUACACCCUACUAUUUGUCUCUUUAUAUAGUGCAAUUGUUGUUAUAAGCUCAUCCGGUUGUCAACGACGCCGGGUGAACAAUAAUAAAUCAGUGUGCUUCACGUGUAUUAAUUGUUUGUUUAUCAACAAGCAUUUAUAGUGAACUUUUAUUGGUGUGAAUAAGAAUUGGAAUAGAAAAUGUCAAGCAGUGUGUGUCAUGCUCCUUUGCCAGCGCGCAUGGAAGCCUUCACCACGAGGAUCUGCUUACGCGCCGUUGAUCAGUACGAACGCCUCUUGCAAACUCAUUUUAAUAAGCCAUCGAAAGAACAGACACACGUGGGUGGUGAGUCAAUAUCACCAAAGGCCCAACGUCGACAGAAGGAUGGCUCGGGAACUAAUUCAGCGGUCAACGCUUUCCGUCAAUGGAGGCGGAGUGCUUCCGCUGGAAAUAAAUCUAAUGGAGGUGGAUCAAAUUCAUCGGCCCUCGGACGAAUGUCGAACGAUCAUACCACCGUUCAAAAAUUAGAGCAAUUUCCUCUUGCUCUUUCCGAUGCUACUAUGCCGGAUGAAGAUCUUUCCCUCAAGUUUCUUGCUCUGAACGCACUGGACCUAACAGCACCAGCAAGUGACAUCAUUUUAAAAAAUCGACUAAAAUCAUGGUUUCAAUUGUCGGGACAUCCGGCGAGUUUUGCACCAGCCGGACCGGGGACAGUAUGGAAAAGAAGAACGGGAGGUUCUGAAAAUACAGAGAGAAUAGUUUACGAAACCCUAAGUAAAGACGACGAAAUGAAAGAAUUCAUACCAAGGUACUAUCGAGAAGUUGACUAUAAAAAUGAUACAUUCAUUGAAUUACAAGAUCUUUUAUUUGGAUUUAAUGAUCCCCACGUGAUGGAUAUAAAAAUUGGUACAAGGACAUUUUUAGAAUCAGAAGUCUCAAAUAUAAAGGCCAGACCUGAUCUCUAUGAGAAAAUGAUUUCCGUCGAUAUUAACGCGCCUACUGAACAAGAAAAUAAACAACGUGCAGUCACUAAACUUCGAUAUAUGCAAUUUCGUGAACAACAAAGUUCAACGUGUAGUCAUGGUUUUCGUAUUGAGGCGAUGAAAUUGCCAGGAACGCCGCCAAUCAAAAAAUUACAAAAGGUCAAAUCACAUCAGGAAGUUUUGGAAACGAUGAAACACUUCUUGGGAGAAAGUAUUAAUGUUAGGGAAAAAUUGCUAGAGCGCUUGAAAAAUUUGAGAUCAAGAGUUGAAAAAUCCACGUACUUUCAAACACAUGAGGUUAUUGGAAGCAGUAUUUUUAUGAUAUACGACAAUGAGAAAGUGGGAGUCUGGUUAAUUGACUUUGCAAAAACUUAUCAAGUUCCAAAUGGCAAAAAAUUGACGCAUCGAGACUCAUGGCAGACUGGAAAUCAUGAGGAGGGAUUUCUUCUUGGAAUCGACAAUUUAAUUUCGACAAUUAAAGAAGUCAAUGCUUCUUUAUGAAUAAAGAAAAUUGUAGACUGAUAUUUAAAUUAUUGUAAUUUUUCGUAUGAUAAGAAUUGCAGUUUUUCUAAGGAUAUCAAAUUGAAAGAAAAAACGCAUCAAAAGUCAAAUCUCAAUUUGAUA
Messenger RNA from Leptopilina heterotoma, 1808 nucleotides. RefSeq names its product inositol-trisphosphate 3-kinase homolog (gene IP3K1). The transcript is spliced from 4 exons. Gene Ontology annotation, biological process: inositol phosphate biosynthetic process. Gene Ontology annotation, molecular function: inositol-1,4,5-trisphosphate 3-kinase activity; inositol tetrakisphosphate kinase activity. The coding region runs from base 402 to 1685 and encodes 427 amino acids. Gene Ontology annotation, cellular component: nucleus; cytoplasm. The record is from RefSeq and is a predicted model, not a curated record. NCBI's taxonomy places the organism in Eukaryota, Metazoa, Arthropoda, Insecta, Hymenoptera, Figitidae.